UGAAAUGGGACUAGUGACGUGUCCUCUCCCAGGGGAUCCACUGUGAUUAAAACCCCCCGGAACAGCACGAUCAGCGCGCUUCCUUUAUGGCGUUCAUUUUGAUCCCGGCCGCCCACCGUACGUUUCCUCAUUGACUGGCCAACCACUAACAUGUGACUCGCCCACCCACUGUGCCAACAUGGCGGCGCCCAAGUCCUAAUUCGGGAAACGUGCACCUUGACUAAUUCGGUUUUCUGUGGCUACGAGAGCGGGCUUGGCAGGCAGAGGCGCCAGCGGAUGUCUCAUGCAAGGAUCGUCCAUGUGGCUAAGCCUCACUUUCCGCCGCGCCCGUGUGCUCUGUAGAGUCCAGUUUUUCGAGUGGCAGUCCCCAGGGCUGCCGAAUCCAGCAGCGAUGGAGAACGGCACCGGGCCCUACGGAGAAGAACGCCCACGUGAAGUCCAGGAGACGACAGUCACCGAGGGGGCUGCCAAAAUCGCCUUUCCCAGCGCCAACGAGGUCUUUUAUAACCCGGUGCAGGAAUUCAAUCGGGACCUGACAUGUGCUGUGAUCACCGAGUUUGCUCGCAUUCAGCUUGGGGCGAAAGGAAUCCAGAUCAAGGUGCCAGGAGAGAAGGACACGCAAAAAGUGGUUGUGGACUUGUCGGAGCAAGAGGAGGAAAAGGUUGAGCUGAAAGAGAGUGAAAACCGGGCCUCAGGAGACCAACCUCGCAUAGCGGCCGUCGGGGAGAUCUGUGAGGAAGGCCUGCAUGUGCUGGAAGGCCUGGCAGCUUCAGGCCUACGUUCCAUUCGAUUUGCCCUAGAGGUGCCUGGGCUCAGAUCUGUGGUUGCAAACGAUGCCUCCGCCCGGGCUGUGGAUCUCAUACGCCAGAAUGUCCAGCUCAAUGACGUGGCCCACCUGGUACAGCCGAGCCAAGCAGAUGCCCGGAUGCUGAUGUACCAGCACCAGAGGGUGUCGGAGAGGUUUGACGUCAUUGAUCUGGACCCCUAUGGCAGCCCAGCCCCCUUCCUGGAUGCAGCUGUGCAGGCUGUGAGUGAAGGAGGGUUGCUGUGUGUGACCUGCACGGACGUGGCGGUGUUGGCGGGAAACAGCGGGGAGACAUGCUACAGCAAGUACGGGGCCAUGGCCCUCAAGAGCCGGGCCUGCCACGAGAUGGCCCUGAGAAUCGUCCUGCACAGCCUGGACCUCCGAGCCAACUGCUACCAGCGCUUCGUGGUGCCGCUGCUCAGCAUCAGCGCUGACUUCUAUGUGCGUGUUUUUGUCCGUGUCUUCACCGGCCAGGCCAAGGUCAAGGCCUCAGCCAGCAAGCAGGCGCUGGUGUUCCAGUGUGUGGGCUGCGGGACCUUCCACCUUCAGCGCCUCGGCAAAGCGUCAGGAGUCCCCAGCGGCCGGGUCAAGUUCUCUGCAGCCUGUGGUCCCCCCGUGACCCCCGAGUGUGAACACUGUGGGCAGCGACACCAGCUUGGUGGUCCCGUGUGGGCAGAGCCCAUCCAUGACCUGGAUUUUGUGGGCCGUGUCCUGGAGGCUGUGAGCACUAACCCCGGCCGCUUCCACACCUCAGAGCGGAUCCGGGGGGUCCUGAGCGUCAUCACUGAGGAGCUCCCGGACGUGCCUCUGUACUACACCCUGGACCAGCUGAGCAGCACCAUCCACUGCAACACGCCAAGCCUCUUGCAGUUGCGGUCGGCCCUCCUCCACGCUGACUUCCGGGUCUCGCUCUCCCACGCCUGUAGGAACGCUGUGAAGACGGAUGCCCCUGCCUCCGCCCUCUGGGACAUCAUGCGUUGCUGGGUGAGGGAGAAGGAAUGUCCGGUGAAACGGGAGCGACUAUCAGAGACUAGUCCAGCGUACCGCAUUCUCAGUGUGGAGCCCAGGCUGCAGGCCAACUUCACCAUCCGGGAAGAUGCCAACCCCAGCUCCCGCCAGCGAGGACUCAAGCGCUUCCAGGCUAACCCAGAGGCCAACUGGGGUCCACGGCCUCGUGCCCGGCCGGGGGGCAAGGAGGCCGACGCAGCCAUGGAGGAGAGACGCAGGCUGCUUCAGAACAAGCGGAAGGAGCCGCCGGAAGAUGCGGCCCAGCGGGCUGCCCGGCUCAAGACGUUUCCUUGCAAGAGGUUUAAGGAGGGCACCUGUCAACGUGGGGACCAGUGCUGCUACUCCCACAGCCCCCCGACACCCAGGGUUUCUGCUGAUGCUGCCCCUGACUGUCCAGAGACCUCCAACCAGAGCCCCCCUGGACCUGGGGCUGCCGCUGGGCCAGGCAUAGACUGAACCAAUAAAGAGAUGUCACGUCACCUUCUCCCGA
Messenger RNA from Nomascus leucogenys (northern white-cheeked gibbon), 2303 nucleotides. RefSeq names its product tRNA methyltransferase 1 (gene TRMT1). The record is from RefSeq and is a predicted model, not a curated record. Gene Ontology annotation, cellular component: nucleus. The transcript is spliced from 17 exons. Gene Ontology annotation, biological process: tRNA N2-guanine methylation. Gene Ontology annotation, molecular function: metal ion binding; RNA binding. Lineage: Eukaryota; Metazoa; Chordata; Mammalia; Primates; Hylobatidae. The coding region runs from base 284 to 2269 and encodes 661 amino acids.